Molecule: messenger RNA, 1863 nt
Organism: Cucumis sativus (cucumber)
Lineage: Eukaryota; Viridiplantae; Streptophyta; Magnoliopsida; Cucurbitales; Cucurbitaceae
Exons: 5
Coding region: 215-1678 (487 amino acids)
Biological process (GO): lipid metabolic process
Molecular function (GO): triacylglycerol lipase activity
Source: RefSeq, a predicted model, not a curated record
UGGAGAUCAAGAGAAGGUUUUGAGUAAGUUAAAGUUGUCGAGUAUCAAUCAUUAUUUUAUUUAUGAAGGAGAGACGGACGGAACCAACCACGUUCCCAAUCCCAAGACAAAUUUAAUAUAAACCAACCAAAUCCCACAGAGAUAUGUGAGUUGAGAGAGUUAAUCAGUUCUCCCAAGGCCACAAGAGCUUCCCAUAAGGUGCGAUAACUGUGAGAUGCCCUCAGGCAUGGUGAUGGGCGGUCGUUCUAAUAAUUAUAAUUACAAUUGUAAUGGCGGCUUCUCCAACAGCUAUAUGCUUCUAAACCCAGAAGAGGUCAAGUUCUUGGAUUUGUUCCGUCUCUUGUUUUCCAGCAACCUCAAAAAAAGGAGAUUUGUAGAUUCAAGUCACGCCAGAGAACAUAAUUUCUGGCACAGAUUCUUCAUCUUUCUCUCUAUUGUCGUCCUAAAGCUCCUCCGUUUCUUUGACAAACCCCUUGCCUUGCUUGGCUUCUUCCUCGAGUCCUCUCUCAAUUUUCUGUCCCUCAACGGCGGCUUUUCCGGCAUUCUCCUCAACUUCUUCCGAUUGAGGUUGAAGAUACCGAACACCUCAUCGGCGGAAUACUUGUCAAUGAUUGGUCAUUUGGAUAGCAGAGUAACAUUGGACAGAAGUAUCAAACCUGGUGAUGUCAAUUACUUCGGCGCCCUUUGUAUGAUGGCUUCCAAACUUUCCUACGAGAAUGAAGCUCACGUUGCACAAAUUGUGAAGGAUGUCUGGAAGAUGGAGUUCUUGGGAUUUUUCAAUUUUUGGAAUGACUAUCAAGAAAAAUGCUCAACACAAGCAUUCAUGAUGCGUGACAGAAAAGAUAAUCACGACACCAUCAUUGUGUCCUUCAGAGGCACAGAGCCAUUUAAUGCUGAUGAUUGGAGUUCUGACUUUGACAUCUCUUGGUACGAGAUUGAAGGCAUCGGAAAAAUUCAUGGGGGAUUUAUGAAAGCACUUGGCCUACAAAAGUGCGUAGGAUGGCCCAAAGAAAUGGAGCGAAAAGGUCAUGAAAGACACCCUUUGGCUUACUACACCCUAAGAGAGAAGCUUAAAGAACUUAUGAAAGAAAAUGAGCGGACAAGAUUUGUAGUGACAGGGCACAGCCUGGGCGGGGCUUUGGCCAUUCUAUUUCCUUCUAUUUUGGUGUUCCAUGAAGAAAAAUUAUUGCUGGAAAGAUUAGAGGGAGUGUACACAUUUGGACAACCUCGAGUUGGAGACCGCACGUUUGGGGAAUUCAUGGUGAAAUCACUCGCGGAAUACAAGAUUCGUUACUACAGAUUCGUUUAUGGUUUCGACAUGGUUCCCAGAUUGCCCCUUGAUGACAAGGCGUUGAUGUUCAAACACUUUGGACCUUGUAUUUAUUUCGACUGGAACUAUGUUGCACAGAUUCUUGAAGAAGAGCCAUUCAAGAACUAUUUCUCGAUAGUGGGAGCAAUACUGAUGAGAAUACAUGCGUGCUUGGAGAUAGGAAGAAGCUUCACAAUAUCAUGGAGAAGGGGAAAGGAGUAUGAGGAAAAAGUGUUCUUGAGAAUUGUGAGGUUGUUUGGAUUGUUGUUGCCUGGAAUUCCUGCUCACUGCCCUCAAGAUUAUGUUAAUUCAACCCGCUUGGGUUCCACAACUCCCUUUCACACUGAGUAUGAUGUCAAAGUUGAGUAGCUUUUUUUUUUCUUUCUAAAAGGAUACUAUAAUAAUAUACCUAGUGUACUUUGAUGAUAUAUUUUAUAAUGAAUGUUUGUUAAAAUGGACGAACAUAUAUGUUUGAGUUCGACCAUAUCUAUUUGUUGUUAAUUGGUUUGUAAUUAAAUCGACAUCUUUCUCUAGAUUAACCGCUAAUUUUUUUA